AUGGCUCCCCUCCGUGCCCUCCCCGAGGAGAUGGUGAUAUGGGAGAUCCUCGUCCGCCUGCCUCCCAAAGCCCUCCUCCGCUGCCGCACCGUCUGCCGUGCCUGGCGCAGCAUAACCUCCACCCGCGACUUCCUCCUCGCCCACCAUGUCCACCAGCCCGCCCUCCUCCUUCUCGACGACUGCACCAACUAUGAAAAAGGCAUCUCCGACUCGCUAAACAUCAUCUGCUUCGACCAUCGGGCAGGGGUGGCCACCCCCGACCAGCUCCAGCCCAUCGCCCGACUUACUGCCCAAACCUCCUUUCAUCUAGAUGCCGCCUUGAUGAGGGUCGACUGCGGAAGCGACAACAUCUCCUACUAUCAUCCGGUUGUCUCCUGCGAUGGCCUCCUCGUCCUCUGCGUCGAGGACAGCGGCUUCUUCAUCUGCAAUCCGGCAACUCGCCAGUAUGCUCGCCUCCCGCUCCCUUUGGGUCAUGCGUGGUGGCUCCUGGGAAUGUACCCUCACCCUUCUACUGACGAGUACAGACUAUUGCUCUACUCAUACAAGCGUAUCACAGAAGAUGAGCGUCAAGAUGCGUGCCACGUCUUGGCAUUGGGCUCCGGCCAUCCACCGAGGCAUAUUGGGUUGCCAAAUGCGAUUACGCUGGGAUUAGACGACCCGCAUGUGCUAUUCCGUGGUAGCCUGCAUUGGUGCACAUCUGAUUAUGACGGAGAAUGCAAAACGAUAGGGGUGUUCGACACCAGAUCUGAAUUGUUCCGGGAGAUGCGUACUCCCGUUGUUGCUUGCUGCGUUGACCUGUUUGAAAUGGACGACAUGUUUGGCGUGGCCAUCCUUGAUUGUGAGAAAAUCAUUGAUAUAUGGGUGUUGCAAGAUUAUGAAAGGGAGAUAUGGGUCUUAAAUCACCGGAUUGAAUUGCCGUUUGCGGAGAUCAGGGUGCAGUGCGAUAAGUAUGAUACAUACAUUCGGUCGUCGUUUUAUGUGUCUGUCAUGCCAGGGGAUGAGGAUUAUGCUAUGAAUGCUCCACCUUUUAUCUGA
This is a messenger RNA of Aegilops tauschii subsp. strangulata, 1035 nucleotides long. NCBI's taxonomy places the organism in Eukaryota, Viridiplantae, Streptophyta, Magnoliopsida, Poales, Poaceae. The record is from RefSeq and is a predicted model, not a curated record.